AUGAAUGCUUCGUCGAACAAUAAUAUCAUUAUUCUCGAUUUACCCAAUGAAAUAUUAGUUAUAAUUUUCAAUAAAUUGAAUAUGAUCGAUGCAUUCUAUUCAUUAGUAGAUGUCAAUGAACGAUUUAAUCGAUUAGUAUUUGAUCGUCUUUAUAUUCAUAAUCUUGACUUAACUGUGAAAUCAUCUAAUCGUAUGUCCUCAAUAAAUAAUCAAAUGCUCGAUAAAGUUUGUGAAAAAAUCUUACCUCGUAUUUAUCAUCAAGUAAACAAACUCACUGUUGAACCAUAUUCAAUCGAGCGUCUUCUCUUUACUACUGGUUAUCCUCAACUUGAUUCGUUAUCACUUAUUAAUUUUCAAAAAGAAACAUUUUAUAAAUAUUUAACAGGUAAUACAAUGCUUCGUUUUCUUCUCAUGGAUCAAAUCAAACAUCUCGUUGUUGAGAUCAAGGAUGAAACAACAACAGCAACAGGAUUAUCUUAUAAAAAUACAUUAGAUAUACUUUCAUUAAUAUUGUUUUCAAGUAAACGAUUAACUCAUUUGAUCUUUUCUGAAUGGUCAUCUGAAGAACCUCUAGCAAUUUCAAUUUUUAAUCAUCCCCAGGUCGAGCAUUACGACGACUAG
Rotaria socialis is the source of this 621-nucleotide messenger RNA. The record is from the annotation of a GenBank genome assembly. NCBI's taxonomy places the organism in Eukaryota, Metazoa, Rotifera, Eurotatoria, Philodinida, Philodinidae.